Molecule: messenger RNA, 1343 nt
Organism: Hevea brasiliensis (rubber tree)
Lineage: Eukaryota; Viridiplantae; Streptophyta; Magnoliopsida; Malpighiales; Euphorbiaceae
Product: reticulon-like protein B8
Exons: 8
Coding region: 455-1204 (249 amino acids)
Source: RefSeq, a predicted model, not a curated record
UGAAUCGAACCUCUCCUUCUCUCUCUCUCUCUCUCUCUCUCUCUCUUCAGCCUCCGACCUAUGAACAAUGCAAAACGGAUAAAAAAAUGGUAUUUUAAAAUUAAAAAUAAAGAUAGAAAAACGUCUAAAUGGAGAAUCCUGAUCUUUUAUCAGUAAAUGGUUACUGCUAUUAAUCUACUCACUCAUCUUCAACUAUCUAAGCACAGAAACCCCCUCUAGCUUGUUCCUCCAUUUGGUUCAACUCCUGAAUAUUUGAAUUCCUGUGUGGUUUUGUGUUCCCAUUGACCACGGCCACUCCAUUUAUUAACUGAUUGGCUGCAAAGUAAAACAGUGACAGCAGUCAAGCAGCUGGGGAAUGAGCUGCUGAAUAUGUAGAAAACUGAACUUAACAGAAAGUAGCAAAUGGAAUUCACGAUGUAAAGACUGAUAUUCGUUUCACAGAAAGAUUGCAACUAUGGCUGAGAAAAUAACAGCAGAGAAAUUUUUAAACAACCUGGUAGAAACCCUUGCUGACAGUAUUCCGAAGCAGAAAUCUGUGUCAUUCUUUGAGGAAGAGACAAGCUCAGUAACUUCUAAAUUCAAUCGGCUUUUUGGACGUCAGAAGCCAGUCCAUCAUCUUCUGGGAGGUGGAAAAUCUGCUGAUGUUCUCCUAUGGAGGAAUAAGAAAAUCUCAGCUAGUGUGCUAUCUGGUGCAACAGCCAUCUGGGUGCUUUUUGAGUGGCUUAAUUACCAUCUUCUGACUCUCAUAUGCCUUGCAUUGGUUCUUGGUAUGCUUGCCCAAUUUGUUUGGACAGUUGCUUCGGGAUUAUUUAACAGCAAUAGAUCCUCAUCUAAGGUCCCCCGCCUUGUACUACCUGAUGAGGUAUUUGUCAGUGUUGGGAGAUCAAUAGGAAUUGAGGUUAAUCAUGCUUUGAAGUUUCUUCAGGAUGUAUCAAGUGGAGGAAAUUUGAAACAAUUUCUUGCGAUUGUAGCUAGCUUGUGGGCUGCCGCUGUCAUUGGGAGCUGGUGCAAUUUUCUAACUGUUCUGUAUAUUGGUUUUGUUGCUGCUCACACUUUGCCAGUCCUGUAUGAGAGAUAUGAAGAUCAAGUAGAUGACUGCGUGUACAAGGUAUUUGACCAGCUUCAAGGUCACUAUCGGAAGCUGGAUGCUGGUCUCCUCAGUUGGAUCCCCAAGCGAAAGCUCAAGGGAAAGAAGCAUGAAUAGAUUGAUGUGGUUGGAUUUUAAUGGUUAUGUAGUUACUUAGUUGUUGAAUAUUGAACAAAUGCUAUGGUUUCAUUCAUGUUAAGUUAACAAUAUUCAAUGUGCCAGGUUGAUGGUGUUGAAUGGUAGUAGUAUUAGAGAC